Molecule: messenger RNA, 2745 nt
Organism: Gekko japonicus
Lineage: Eukaryota; Metazoa; Chordata; Lepidosauria; Squamata; Gekkonidae
Product: eukaryotic translation initiation factor 3 subunit C
Exons: 19
Coding region: 132-2654 (840 amino acids)
Biological process (GO): translational initiation
Cellular component (GO): eukaryotic translation initiation factor 3 complex
Molecular function (GO): RNA binding; translation initiation factor activity; translation initiation factor binding
Source: RefSeq, a predicted model, not a curated record
GACGUCUAAAAUUGCGCGUGCGUAGUUGUUGCCGGAGUUGCGCGAAGCCGCUUCUGUCUUUCAGGCUUGGCUUGGGUGAGCGCGUGUGAAGGGACUGGGGAGGGGGUCGUUGACCCAGAGCUGCUGCUGCCAUGUCGCGCUUCUUUACUACGGGCUCCGACAGCGAGUCGGAGUCAUCACUUUCUGGGGAUGAGCAGGUGGCCAAGCCUGUCGGAGGCAACUUUGGAAAACAGCCUCUGAUUCUGAGUGAAGAUGAAGAAGAUACGAAGAGAGUGGUGCGCAGCGCAAAGGACAAGAGGUUUGAAGAGCUUACCAACUUGAUCAAGACCAUCCGAAAUGCCAUGAAGAUCCGGGACGUCACCAAGUGCCUGGAGGAGUUUGAGUUGCUGGGCAAGGCCUACGGGAAGGCCAAGAGCAUUGUGGACAAGGAAGGCGUGCCCCGGUUCUACAUCCGCAUCUUGGCAGACCUUGAGGACUAUCUCAAUGAGCUAUGGGAGGACAAGGAAGGCAAGAAGAAGAUGAACAAGAACAACGCCAAGGCGCUGAGCACCCUCCGCCAGAAGAUCCGGAAGUACAACCGGGAUUAUGAGACCCAGAUCACUUCCUAUCGCCAGAAUCCUGAGCAAUCUGCUGAUGAAGACGAGGAGAAGAGGAGUGAUGAUUCAGAAGGUGAGCGAGGACAGACUGGCAGAACUGGAACAGAAGAGGAUAAGAGAGUUCUGGAGAAGAAGCGUGAGGAGAAGGCCAAGAAGAAGCAAGACCGCAAAUCUAAGAGAUACGAGGACGAUGAGGAUGACAACGAAAGUGGCGAGUGGGAGAAGGUCAAGGGCGGCGUCCCGCUGGUCAAGGAGAAGCCCAAGAUGUUUGCCAAAGGCACAGAGAUCAACCAUGCGGUGGUGGUGAAGAAGCUCAAUGAGAUUCUCCAGGCCCGGGGAAAGAAAGGCACGGAUAGGGCAGCACAGAUCGAACUCCUGCAGUUGCUGGUCGGAAUUGCAGCGGAGAACAACCUGGGAGUUGCCAUUGAUGUUAAGAUCAAGUUCAACAUUGUUGCUUCCUUGUAUGACUACAACCCCAACUUAGCAACGUACAUGAAGCCAGAGAUGUGGCAGAAAUGCCUCGACUGCAUCGAUGAGCUCAUGAACAUCCUCUUUGCGCAACCCAACAUCUUCAUUGGUGAGAACAUUGCGGAAGACUCAGAGAACCUGUCCAAUAAUGAACAGCCCCUUCGCGUCCGUGGCUGCAUUCUGACGCUGGUGGAGCGGAUGGACGAGGAGUUCACCAAGAUCAUGCAGAACACAGACCCCCACUCCCAAGAAUACGUGGACCACCUGAAGGACGAGGGCCGUGUCUGCAAGAUCAUCGAUCGUGUGCAGACCUACCUGCAGGACAAGGGAACCACGGAGGAGAUCUGCCGGGUUUACCUCCGAUGCAUCCUCCACACUUACUACAAGUUCGACUACAAGGCCCACCAGCGGCAGCAGGGGCCGGCUGGGGACAGCAAGUCAGAGCAAGACCAGGCUGAAAACGAAGCCGAGGACUCUGCAGUGCAAAUGGAGCGCCUCUGCAAGUUCAUCUAUGCCAGGGACCGGACAGACCGGAUUCGUACCUGCGCCAUCCUCUGCCACAUCUACCAUCACGCCCUGCACGACCGCUGGUACCAGGCCCGUGAUUUGAUGCUCAUGAGUCACCUGCAGGACAAUAUCCAGCAUGCAGACCCUCCUGUACAGAUUCUGUAUAACAGGACGAUGGUGCAGCUCGGCAUCUGCGCCUUCCGCCAGGGCAUGAUCAAGGACGCCCACAAUGCCCUGCUGGACAUCCAGUCGAGCGGGCGGGCCAAGGAGCUGCUGGGGCAGGGCCUGCUGAUGCGCAGCAUGCAGGAGCGCAACCAAGAGCAAGAGAAGAUUGAGAAGCGCCGGCAGGUUCCCUUCCACAUGCACAUCAACCUGGAGCUGCUGGAGUGCGUCUACCUGGUGUCUGCCAUGCUGCUCGAGAUCCCCUACAUGGCCGCCCACGAGUUCGAUGCACGGCGGCGCAUGAUCAGCAAGCAGUUCCAUCACCAGCUGCGUGUGGGCGAGCGCCAGCCCCUUCUGGGCCCCCCAGAGUCCAUGAGGGAGCACGUGGUGGCCGCCUCCAAGGCCAUGAAGAUGGGCGACUGGAAGACGUGCCACCGUUUCAUCGUCAAUGAGAAAAUGAAUGGGAAAGUCUGGGACCUCUUCCCGGAGGCAGACAAAGUGCGCUCCAUGCUUGUCCGGAAGAUCCAAGAGGAGUCUCUCCGAACCUACCUCUUCACUUACAGCAGUGUCUAUGAUUCCAUCAGCAUGGAGAUCUUGUCCGAUAUGUUCGAGCUGGACUUGCCCACCGUGCACAGCAUCAUCAGUAAGAUGAUCAUCAACGAAGAGCUGAUGGCUUCCCUGGACCAGCCAACCCAAACAGUGGUGAUGCACCGAACGGAGCCCACAUCCCAGCAGAACCUGGCCUUGCAGCUGGCUGAGAAGCUGGGCAGCCUCGUGGAGAACAACGAGAGGGUCUUUGACCAGAAGCAGGGCAUCUACGGGGGUUAUUUCCGGGAUCAAAAAGAUGGCUACCGUAAAAAUGAAGGCGGCUACAUGCGUCGUGGAGGGUACCGGCAACAAGAACGUCAGAGUAACUACUAAUCCUCAGACUGUUGCCGCAGAACUUUCUCAUGGGAGAUGUUGGGGGGGUGUCUUAUUCAGAUUUCCAGGCUUCAAACACAGAAUAAAAGAU